AUGUUCAGUAGCAGGUGCAUUUUGACUGCUUCAAAGCAUUUGUUUCUCUCAUCGUUGUGGAGGAAUCAGAUAUUGAACAGGAUGUCCAGCUCUGUUCCAGUGGCUGCUGUCUGUCAGAUCACUGCCACGCCAGAUAAAGAAGCCAACUUUUCAGCCUGUAAAACCCUGGUGGAGGAGGCCAAAGAUAGAGGAGCCAGCAUGGUCUUUCUGCCGGAGGGGUUUGAUUACAUUGGAUCAAAUCGAGAGGAAACACUGUCACUGUCUGAGAGCCUGGAUGGUCAGACAGUAACAAGAUUCUCUGAGAUAGCCAGAAAGUUAGAGCUGUGGCUGUCGCUUGGUGGGUUUCACGAACGAGGACCAAACUGGAACACAGACCAGAGAAUUUACAACAGUCACCUCAUAAUCAACGAUAAAGGAGAAAUAGUGUCGGUCUACAGAAAAGCCCAUUUGUUUGAUGUGGAGCUGCCAGAAAAAGGAGUGUCCCUCAAAGAAAGUGCUUUUACUAUUCCUGGACCUUCACUCAUUGCACCGGUUCAGACUCCCAUUGGCAAGGUUGGACAGGGGAUUUGCUAUGAUCUGCGAUUCCCUGAACUGUCAUUGGCCUUACAACGACAGGGAGCAGAGGUUUUGACAUUUCCUUCUGCGUUCACUGUAGCAACAGGCGCCGCUCAUUGGGAGAUCCUUCUCCGUGCCCGAGCCGUAGAGACGCAGUGCUACGUCCUGGCGGCGGCGCAGGUCGGCGCGCAUCACCACAAGCGCUCGUCGUACGGCCACGCUUUAGCCGUGGACCCCUGGGGAGAGGUGCUGGGCGACUGUGGAGGGGAGCAGCCUGGACUCGCACUGGUGCCAAUAAAUCUGCAGAAACUCAGACACACGAGGAGAAACAUGCCGGUCCAAGAGCAUCGCAGACACACCGACUUCUACCACAGUCUGGAGAAGACGUAG
Molecule: messenger RNA, 945 nt
Organism: Knipowitschia caucasica
Lineage: Eukaryota; Metazoa; Chordata; Actinopteri; Gobiiformes; Gobiidae
Source: the annotation of a GenBank genome assembly